Molecule: messenger RNA, 486 nt
Organism: Purpureocillium takamizusanense
Lineage: Eukaryota; Fungi; Ascomycota; Sordariomycetes; Hypocreales; Ophiocordycipitaceae
Exons: 1
Coding region: 1-486 (161 amino acids)
Source: RefSeq, a predicted model, not a curated record
AUGGACUGCCCGCCGCCCCUGCUGGACUCGCGGUACGGCAGCCUCACGUUCCCGCAGUUCCUCGACGGCGUCCCCAGCAUGUUCCCGCGCGCCGAAAGCCUUCACCUGACGGUGCAGUGGCGCAACCCGCGACCCGAGCGCUGGGGCAUGCCCAACCCGACGCAGGCGGCCUUCCAGACGGCCGAGGAGGCCAUCAUGCGCCCGCUCGACGGCAUGGUGCGGCGCCUAGGCCCGCACGUGCGCGACUGCUCCAUCGCCAUCCCCAGCUCCAUGUACGGCCCGCGGCGCCGGCGCGCAAAGGAGGCCGGCGCCGUCGUCGAGCAGGCCUGCUACGGCGGCUGUCUGGAGCGGUACUGGCGGCCGCUGGACGGCUGCGCGCACCGCGCGGGCUACUGGGUGCGGCACGGCCACAAGGACAUUGCGCUCCCGUACAUGAGCCCGACCGAGAUUUGCAUGGAGGACUGGAUCCUGUUUUACGGCGUGUGA